AUGCCCACCCACCAGCCAGACGCCGGGCACCAACAGGCUCCCUCUCCCCAAGGCCCAGCCCCUUAUCAGGAAAGGAUUUGGGUUGGUGGGGAGGGGGAAGUCCGAGGCUGCUGGCUCGGCAAGGUGGGUAGGAGAGAUAGGGAAGUGGGGAGGGGGCCACGGGGGUCCUGCUGGGAGGGCCAGAGGCCGGAAGGGAUGCCCAGAGCCAGCGUGGGGGCGUGGGGUUUGCCAAGCGCUGUCCUUGCUCCCGGCCCUGCGACAUGGUUCCAGGGCUGCUUCUGCCUUCCAUCCUUGCCGGCACAUUUAAUUAGCAAGCAGCAGCCUCUCCCUGAUUCAUCACAGUCACUGUUUAAUUAG
Messenger RNA from Lagenorhynchus albirostris (white-beaked dolphin), 357 nucleotides. RefSeq lists its product as uncharacterized. The record is from RefSeq and is a predicted model, not a curated record. Lineage: Eukaryota; Metazoa; Chordata; Mammalia; Artiodactyla; Delphinidae.